AUGGCUUCGAUGAUGGGCAUGUUGCCCUCCAUCAAGUGCUCCAACUGUGGCUGCGAUGUUGAGAUCUCGGUGAUGGGCGACCAUGUUCCCCGUUGCGCCCAUUCCAUCGCCGCCCCCUCCGCGGGGUUCGAGUCGCCAGACCAUUUGACGUCCAAGUCUGGCCGACCUGGAGCUCCUCCCCGGAUUGACCCUUCGAUCGCAAAUCGUGCAUUCUUGCAGCCCAAUGUGCCGACCCCUGCCAGUAGCGUCGGCUCUCAUGUUCCGUCUCCUCACUCGAUUGCUUCGGCUCCUCGAUCUCCACGCCCGCACCAGGCCGAGGAUGAUUCGGAUGUGAUCAAUUUGGACUCGGUGCUUUCCUUCCCCAUGCCCGGCAACCGAUCCCCCGCCCGCUUCGGGACACCGGGCCCAAUGGGUGAGGGCACGACACCGCGAUCGAUGCCGCCAGCUCCAUCUCCACGACUAGGACUCGACCAAGUACCGGAAAAUGUGCAGCUUCCUCCCAGCCCGCUUCCCCCGCCCCCUGAACCAGGCUAUAGCCAUCAUCGCAGUGAUUCAGUGGCCAGUCACAGCAGCUAUCGCACCUCAUUCGCGAGCACCCGUUACGCAAGUUCGACGGGGAGAUCGUCAACAAACAGCCUCUCUCGCGGUCUUCGGACGUUUAUGGACGACACGCCGCCGGUGCCCCCAGCACCUCUCCGAACGCCACACAAGGGUUCCUUUUCUCGAGAUUCAAAUCUCUCAGUCAGCUCCUCGUACCGAAGUGACCGGGGUGAUACUUACAGUGGAUUUGAUUUUGGUAUCCCCACUGACCGACAUUCGGGAUUGCAUGAUCUCCCGGAGGAGCACUCGGUCGAUAGCCCCCGAUCCAAUGGGCAAACCCAGGAUUUCCAGCGGUCUCCUCGCACGCAUCUACACCCAGCAGCGGCCGAUUCAAUCAGCUACGCACGGAGGAAGAACUCGGAUGCCACCAGUGACAGUGGAUUGUCUGUCACCAGUUUUGCUCGCGCCCUAGGAUUGGAGGAUCAUGUCAACAAGGCCGAUAGUUCAACCGCAUCGUCGGACUCGUCGCCGUCUGAAACUCGUAGUGGAAGUUCAAUGUCCAGCCUCCCCUCCGACGCAAGUCUUCACCGGCACAAGGCCAUUGACCCACUCAACCUGGGGCCAUUAGUGGAGGAACUGCCGCCACGCACGCGACAGACGAUCUUGGAAAUCCCCGGUCGCGUGCGAAGUACAAUGGAUGAGGUGCCCCCCAUCCCGGCUGCCUUCUUUAGCCCCGACUCGCCCACCGAUCCCUCCAUCAACCAGGGCGGCUUGUCUCUGAUCUCUGAGAAGCCUGAGAAGCGGGCUGAGAUAGCCCGCAAGGAGGUACCAUCACCAAACCCGCAAAGACCUCGAGCCCCGACAUCACCCAUUCCUCGUCCACCAACCCGCUCCAACACACUGUCCUCAACCGGACGGUCAAAGGGGAGGUGCAAGGGUUGUAAUGAGGAAAUUACGGGCAAGUCGAUCUCCUCUUCGGAUGGCCGCCUGACUGGCCGAUAUCAUCGUGGGUGCUUUGUGUGCUUCGAGUGCCACUCGCCCUUCCAAACUGCGGACUUUUAUGUCCUUAACAACCGCCCCUUCUGUGCACAACACUACCACGAGCGCAACGGAUCGCUGUGCUCUACCUGUCACAACGGAAUUGAGGGCCAUUACUUGGAGACCGUAGAGCAAAACCGCGGUCGGUCCGAUCGUCGUCGAUUCCACCCCGAAUGUCUCCAAUGUCGAGCGUGUCGCGUCCUUCUCAAGGGUGAUUAUUUCGAGUGGAACGGCGAAGUCUUCUGCGAACGCGAUGCGCGCCGUGCCGCCGCCGCCUACUACCCACCGCCGCCGGGCCGUCGACGCCCUACGCUGGGCUCCUCGCCCUUGUCCCAAUCACGCGAAUUCACCCCGGGCGCUCACCCACCGCCGUCUCCUGGACCGGGUGCUGGUGGGCUUCGACCCGGCCCGCGUUUCCCAUCUGGGGGUGCGCGACGUUUCCCGGAGCGACGAACCACCAAACUUAUGAUGGUCUGA
Molecule: messenger RNA, 2055 nt
Organism: Penicillium alfredii
Lineage: Eukaryota; Fungi; Ascomycota; Eurotiomycetes; Eurotiales; Aspergillaceae
Product: LIM domain-containing protein
Exons: 3
Coding region: 1-2055 (684 amino acids)
Source: RefSeq, a predicted model, not a curated record